This is a messenger RNA of Colletotrichum abscissum, 780 nucleotides long. RefSeq lists its product as uncharacterized. The transcript has a single exon. The coding region runs from base 1 to 780 and encodes 259 amino acids. Lineage: Eukaryota; Fungi; Ascomycota; Sordariomycetes; Glomerellales; Glomerellaceae. The record is from RefSeq and is a predicted model, not a curated record.
AUGAGUGGUCUAAUAGAGAGCAUUAAGGCCCACUGGAGUCGAGUACCCUGCGGCGGUUGUGGCAGCGUCUACCCCAAACUGUGUUUCUCCGUCAGAGAUCAACGAUGCGCCAAUCGCAAAGAGGUGCUUACCAUCGCUGCGGACUGCGAAGUGGCAAUAGCUGAGAGAGAAAAUAUCAACGAUCGGGUGGAAGCUUUCAAGCAGGACGAGGAUCGUCUGCACGAGACGCUGGCCCGCGAGGACGUCUACAUUAAGUCUCUUGAAGCCGCACUUGAGGAAGCGCGGAAUCGCCGUAGGAAAACGCGUGAAGAACAUAAUACCCGCUGGGCCGACUUUACAAAAAACUUCGACGGCCACCGAGACACGAUCAACAAGUCUAGUCAUUUGGUUAAUCGGUUGCAUGAAGCCACGAGGAGGAUGUAUGCCCUUGACCCUAGACGCAUCACGGACCACAGCCUAGAGGAUCACGACCGUUCUGAAGAAAACAAGGAAAAUAUAGGACCUCAGCGGGAGGUUUGCAGUAUCACUCCGCCGACCUACCUCGCAAGCGACGACAUUCGGCCGAGUGAGGGUGAAUGGACUUGCAUGAUGAGAGAAGGGACGACAAAGUAUCAUGCCGUCGCGAACUGGGUUUUGGCCACCCUCGAUGCGCAACCUGAAUUUGAUCGGAGAGUUGGUGUCAGCGACAAUGGCCAGACAUUGUCAUCGGCGAGGAGACCACGGAGACAAAUGAGUUGUGGUCAACGCCAUCGGUACCGACCGUACUACUCUCGAGGUUGA